Molecule: messenger RNA, 2121 nt
Organism: Drechmeria coniospora
Lineage: Eukaryota; Fungi; Ascomycota; Sordariomycetes; Hypocreales; Ophiocordycipitaceae
Product: long-chain-fatty-acid--CoA ligase FAA2
Exons: 3
Coding region: 1-2121 (706 amino acids)
Biological process (GO): long-chain fatty acid metabolic process
Cellular component (GO): endoplasmic reticulum; membrane
Molecular function (GO): long-chain fatty acid-CoA ligase activity
Source: RefSeq, a predicted model, not a curated record
AUGGCCGCCCCCAGGCUCUCGCCCGCCGACAUCAAGCAGCUCGGCCAGCCGCCGCCGCCCGGCUCUCCCUAUGGAGUCCCCGUCCCCAACUCGGAACGUGCCGGCCGCAGCGCCGUCUACAGGCACUUUCGCUUCCGGGACCGGCCUCUCCUGACGACGUUCGAUCCCGACGUCCGCUCCACCCAUGACCUCUUCGAGUGCGCCGUCCGCAAACGCCCCGGCAAGAACUGCCUUGGCGCUCGCACCUGGAAUCCCGCGACGAAGACGUGGGGCGACAAGUUUGACUGGCUCACCUACGCCCAAGUUGCCGAGCGCCGAAAGCAUUUUGGCGCCGGCAUCGUCGAGGUCCACAGCCGCAUGGGCUACACGGCGGACAAGUACGGCGUCGGCCUCUGGUCCCAGAACCGCCCCGAGUGGCAGAUUACCGACCUCGCCCUCGCCUCCCAGUCCCUCUACACCGUCUCCCUCUACGAGACGCUGGGCCCCGACACGACCGAGUACAUCGUCAACCACGCCGAGCUCGUCUCCAUCGCCUGCUCCUUGCCUCACAUCCCGACGCUGCUCAAGCUCGCCCCGAGAUUGCCCAACCUCAAGAUCAUCAUCUCCCUCGACCCCCUCGACGGCGGCGAGCUCGAAGGUCACUCCAAGGCCUCGGUCCUGAACCAGCUCGCCGCCCAGCACGGCAUCACCGUCUACUCCAUGCAAGAGGUCGAGGCCAUCGGCGCCAGCUCCGGUCGCCCCAUGCGCCCGGCCGGGUGGGACGACAUCUCCACCAUCAACUACACGUCCGGCACCACCGGCCCCCCCAAGGGUGUCAUCCUGACGCACGGCAACGCCGUCGCCGCCAGCUCGUCGGCCCGUCUCGGCGGCAGCGUCGGCCACAACGACAUUCACCUGUCCUACCUCCCCCUCGCCCACAUCUACGGCCGCAUGAUCGACCAGGUCGCCCUCGCCGAGGGCGCCUCCAUCGGCUUCUUCCGCGGCGACAUCCUCGGCCUCGUCGACGACAUGAAGAUCCUCCAGCCCACCGGCUUCAUCUCGGUGCCCCGCCUCUUCAACCGCUUCAACUCGGCCAUUCGCACCGCCACCCUCGAGGCGCCCGGCCUCCGAGGCGCCCUCUCGAGGCAGGUCAUCAGCACCAAAAAGGCCAACAUGCGCGCCCCGCCCGGCCAGGCCUCCAACACGCACUUCCUCUACGACCGCAUCUGGACCCCCAAGGUCAAGGCCGCCGUCGGCCUCACCAGGGCCCACGCCAUGAUCAGCGGAAGCGCCCAGCUCGACCCGGACGUGCAGGAGUUCCUCCGCGCCGCCUUCGCCAACAACUUUGCCCAGGGCUUCGGCAUGACGGAAACCUACGCCGUCGGCACCCUCCAGAUGAACGGCGACUUUUCCCUCGGCAACGUCGGCGCCCCCAUGGGCGCCGUCGAGGUCUGCCUCGAGUCCGUCCCCGACUACGAGUACUCGGUCGACGACAAGCCCAACCCCCGCGGCGAGAUCCUCGUCAGGGGCCCGAGCAUCUUCCAAAAGUACUACAAGAACCCCGACGAGACGCAGAAGACGCUCGAGGCCGACGGCUGGUUCCACACGGGCGACAUCGCCGAGGUCGACAGCAUGGGUCGCUUCAAGAUCAUCGACCGUAAGAAGAACGUGCUGAAGCUGUCGCAUGGCGAGUACAUCUCCCCCGAGCGCAUCGAGAACGUCUACGCCGGCAGCACGAACCUCGUCGCCAUGGGCUACGUCCACGGCGACGCCAAGGAAUCGUCCCUCGUCGCCGUCUUCGGCGUCGACCCGGAGAACUUCCCGCCCUUUGCGAGCAAGGUCCUCAAGGAGGACGUCCCCGUCGGCGACGCCGACGCCAUCAGGAAGGCCGCCCAGAACCCCAAGGUCAAGAAGGCCUUCCUCCAGGUCCUCGACAACAUCGGCCGCAAGCACAAGUUCAACAGCUUCGAAAAGGUGCGCAACGUCCACCUCGACUUGGAGCCCUUUAGCAUCGAGAACGAGCUCCUCACGCCGACGCUGAAGAUGAAGAGGCCGCAAGCCGCCAAGGCCUUCCGCGCUCAGAUCGACCGCAUGUACGAGGAGAUUGCUGCCGAGGCGGCCAUUGGCGGCGCCAAGCUGUGA